AUGCCUCACCACCGCGAGUCCCAGGAGGCGGACUACGAGGUCGAUGGAGAACCUAUUGGCCGACGCACCUCAGCUCUAGAGGAGGCUCCUACACUUGUGCCUCCUUCAGGUUUGGGGAGUCUCCCUCUUGCUCGUCGCAGAAGCAAUGCGUCUCGGGUAACUUUCGAAGAUAGCCACCCAGAGGAUCUUGAUGCCUUGGUUCGCAGCGCAUCGGCGAUCAGCCGGCUUCACUCUCGGGAUAGACGAGAAUCGCUGGACAAUCUAUUCGAGCUACCACAUAUCCAGCGGCCGCGUGCUGCGAAACCUGGCCCUGAGAGUAUUAUUCGAGAGGUACCGUCGACCCUCAACACUCCUAUCCCAACUCGCCCGUCAUCUCCGACCUUCGGCUUCGCAACUUCGGGCACAGUGUCACCUGUUGGCCCUUCGGGAACGCAAACUCCUGCAGAGUACGAGAUUGGUACUGGUCAGGCUUAUCCGGAUGUUGGCACGAUUAAGUCUACGCGAGGUGCUGUGAUUUUGCUCUGCACGUGCGGCGCUCAGUUGAUGGACAAUGUCUUCAUGACGGGUGUCAAUAUUGCGCUACCUGCUAUCCAGAAGGAUUUCAACGUUCCGAACAGUGAUCUCCAAUGGCUUAUUUCAGCCUACACACUUACGUUUGGUGGCUUUUUGCUUCUGUCUGGCGUUCUUGCAGACAGAUAUGGACGACGACUUGUCUUCUGCGCCGGCAUGGCUCUCUUGAGUAUCUGGACUUUGGCCGACGGCGUUGCCACGUCAUUUAUCCAACUCGCAAUCUUCCGUGCCCUUCAAGGCAUUGGUGCUGCUGUUACAGUGCCAUCGGCUGUGGGCAUCAUCAGCAACUACUUUGUCGCCAAGGACCGCACACCAGCUUUGACCAUUUUCGGCGCAGCUGGUGCGGUCGGAUUCUGCCUCGGCCUCAUUUUCGGAGGUUUCCUCACUUCCUCCCUCGGCUGGCGCUACGUAUUUUACGUAUCGACGUGUGUCACUAGCCUCCUAGGAAUCCUUGGCUGGUUUGUCCUUCCCAAGGAUCGAAUGGAUGGCCAGGUGAGACCGAAGCUGGACUUUGCCGGAGCUGGCUUGUCGACAGCUGGACUCAUUUUGCUGAGUUUCGUGCUCUCGAGUGGAGGUGAAUACGGCUGGGGCAAGGCUUUCGUCAUUGUCUUGCUAGUUCUGAGCGUUGGCCUCAUUGUCUUGUUCACAUACGUCGAGAAGAAAGUCUCAAAUCCGAUCAUGCCGCUGUCUCUUUGGAAACUGGACAACUUUGCUGCACUUUGGAUCGGAGGAUUUGUCUCUUACGGCGGCUACCAAACAACAAUCUACUAUACGACACUCAUCACCCAAGAGGUUAAUGAGCUGAGCGCUGGCCAAACCGCACUUCGAUUCCUUCCCAUGGGAUGCACAGGGUUCAUUGUUAGCCUCUCUAUGUCUCGGAUGCUGGAGCACUUCAACACAAAGAUUCUGCUGGUUGUUGGCAUGGCUACCUGUGCCAUUGCCCCCAUUUCCUCGGCACUGAUGAAAGAAGGCGACAUCAAUUUCUGGAAGCACGUCUUCCCAACCACCAUCAUUGGUGUUGCUGGUACCACCAUUGUAUACUGCACGAUCACAGUAGUGCUGUUGGAUUCAGUGCCAACCAACGUCAAGAGCUUGUGUGGAGGAAUGAUCAACACUGCUUUCCAGAUAGGCAGCGGCGUAGGACUUGCGCUUGCGAGUGCUAUUGUCCAGGCUGUCGAUACUAGCAAGGGUCACAGUAUAUUGCAACAGUAUUGCACGGGACUGUGGUGCUGCGUCGGCCUUGCGGGUGUUGGCAUGGUAGCCACCAGCGUCGGAGUUAAGAACAGGGUUUGA
Messenger RNA from Ilyonectria robusta, 1863 nucleotides. RefSeq names its product major facilitator superfamily transporter. Gene Ontology annotation, molecular function: transmembrane transporter activity. Gene Ontology annotation, cellular component: membrane. The transcript has 2 exons. NCBI's taxonomy places the organism in Eukaryota, Fungi, Ascomycota, Sordariomycetes, Hypocreales, Nectriaceae. The record is from RefSeq and is a predicted model, not a curated record. Gene Ontology annotation, biological process: transmembrane transport. Bases 1 to 1863 code for a protein of 620 amino acids.